Messenger RNA from Parasteatoda tepidariorum (common house spider), 985 nucleotides. NCBI's taxonomy places the organism in Eukaryota, Metazoa, Arthropoda, Arachnida, Araneae, Theridiidae. The record is from RefSeq and is a predicted model, not a curated record.
AGUAAUUUUUGUUUUUAGGCAUGAGCGUAUUGUUACUGAAGCAAAUCAUGAUGAUGAAGAAGAAAUAAUUCCUAAUGGAAAUACUCUCAGACCAAAAAAUAGACCAUUACUUCAUGUUGAAAGUUUAAAAAUUCGAAGAGCCACAAAACACAUAGCUAAACUAAAUAUGGGAGAAGCAAAAGAUGACAUACAUGUUUGCAUCAUGCGCUUGCGAGCCAUAAUGAACAAUAAAUAUGGAUUCAAUAUGGUGAUUGAACGCACGCAAGCCAUCAAUUGUAUUGCCCUUAGUUUGAACCACAAGAGCUUAAGGGCAAAGACACUGGUUCUAGAAUUUUUAGCUGCAAUAUGCUUAGUGAAAGGAGGUCACCAAAUAAUUCUUGCCGCAUUUGACAACUUUAAAGAUGUUUGUGGUGAAAAAAAGCGAUUUGAAACAUUAAUGGAUUACUUCAUUAACUAUGAAGUAUUUAACAUUGACUUUAUGGCGAAUGAGCAAAUACAAGAAAUGGAAAAUGAACUUAUGGCUCGACUAGUUGAACUUGAAACGCACUUGGAAUGUUUGGAUGCCGUCACUCGGGAAAGAAAUGAACUUUUGGAAUUGCAUAAACAGACAGAUGAAGAGUUGAAUACUCUUAGAAGAGUUGUUUCACAAAAAGAUGAAGAAUCUAGGCAGAGACAAAGUAUACUGGAGUCCAAAAUUGAAGAACUAGAAAGCAACAGUCUGCCUAGAGGAACUGUUAUCGGAGGAACUGCAAUAGAUGGUCAAAUUCAAAGUCAUGCCACCACCACCCCUUCCACAAAUGAUGAAGGCUCCGCCUGGUCCUCCACCCAUGCCUGGCAUGAUGCAAGCCCCAUAAGAUGGCAUGACAAUCAAGAGAAAGUUCCAAACCAAAUACAAAUUACCAACCCUUAAUUGGAUAGCACUCAAGCCUAACCAAGUUAAAGGGACAAUAUUCCGCGAAUUAGAUGAUGACAAGCUGCACAAUGU